Molecule: messenger RNA, 1689 nt
Organism: Oncorhynchus masou masou (cherry salmon)
Lineage: Eukaryota; Metazoa; Chordata; Actinopteri; Salmoniformes; Salmonidae
Product: CD209 antigen-like protein E
Exons: 6
Coding region: 353-1240 (295 amino acids)
Source: RefSeq, a predicted model, not a curated record
CUCCAGCUGUGCAGCGAACAGACAGGAACCAACAACUGAGAUAACAGCAGACUUUACAACAGUAGAAGAUACAACAGUAGAAGAUACAACAGUAGAAGAUACAACAGUAGAAGAUACAACAGUAGAAGAUACAACAGUAGAAGAUACAACAGUAGAAGAUACAGCAGUAGAAGAUACAACAGUAGAAGAUACAACAGUAGAAGAUACAACAGUAGAAGAUACAACAGUAGAAGAUACAACAGUAGAAGAUACAACAGUAGAAGAUACAACAGUAGAAGUUACAACAGUAGAAGAUACAACAGUAGAAGAUACAACAGUAGAAGUUACUUCAUUUGAGCACAGCUGUGUAAAGAUGUCAGAGGCAACCUAUAAAAACAGAGAUGGAUUGAAAGGGGAAAAAACAAAUGAGACCAUGAAUAUUGAUGAUCGUAUACCGAUCAACAAAAGACCCAGCAUGCCCCGCAAGAAGGAUGGAGCUGGUGAUCAACAUUCAGUGUCUUGUCAGUGGUGGAAGAGAUACUCUGGAGCUGCUGCAGUGUGUCUGGGGCUGCUGUGUGUUCUCCUACUGGCUGGGAUCAUAGGCCUGUUUCUCUACCAGAGAAACCAAUUGACCUGUUACAACACCCUGACUGAAGAGAGGGACCAGUUACAGACCAGCGGAAACAAUCUGACUGAAGAGAGAGACCAGCUCAAGACUAGCAACAACACGCUGACCAAAGAGAGAGACCAGCUACAGACCAGCGACAACACCCUGACCAAAGAGAGAGACCAGCUACAGACCAGUUACAACACCCUGACCAAAGAGAGAGACCAGCUACAGAAAGAGACAGAACUUCUGAAACAAUCUUUGGUUGAGAAAGUUUGUCCGGAAGGAUGGAAGAAGCUUGGUAGCAGUUGUUACUACGUCUCUACUGAGUACAAAUCCUGGGAGGAGAGCAGACAGGACUGCAGAAAAAGAGGAGCAGACCUGGUGGUCAUCAAGAGCCAAGAACAACAGACAUUAGUCAAUUGGUUAUGCGGGGUAAAGAACUAUGUCUGGAUUGGUCUGACUGACUCUGUUUCUGAGGGGACCUGGAAAUGGGUGGACGACACACCACUGACCACAAAGUAUUGGAACAGUGGAGAGCCUAAUGGUGGAGGAGCAGAAAACUGUGUGUAUUUCUACUCCUGGUCAUCAGACACAGGAGCUUGGUGGGACUAUGACUGUUCCUAUAAAUACAGAUGGAUCUGUGAGAAAUAGGAUUCAUCCUCGGUUCUCUCUGUACUGCUAAAUAAGAUUAUGCUCAGUAUUGUCAAUCGUAAACUAUUUUCUGCUUAUUCAAUUUACCUUGUCAACUACAUACAAUAUAUAACAAGACAAAUGUAGAAUACAUUAUAAUAAAAACAUAUGCAAUAACAAUACAAUGAAUUGAUAAGAGAAGGACUGUUCUGUCUGUUGUUGAGGAAAUUCACAAAAAAUCAAAGGAAAUGAAUUAAUUAUCACAGUCAUGGAGUUUAUUGAUGUUCAUUUUUAUUUGAAUUACUUUUUACUUUAGUCUACUUGCUAAAUAUUUGCUAAAUACUUGCUUAACUCUUCUUGCACUGCACUGUUGGUUAAGGGCUUGUAAGUCAUCAUUUCACUGUAAAGUCUACACUUGUUGUAUUCUGCGCUUGUGACAAAUAAAGUUUGAUUUGAUUUGAGACCCUUUA